AUGCACACCAGUUGUGCAGAUUAUCACGUCGCUUGGAUGUGUCCUGGAGCCGACCUCGAACUCUUGCCUGCGAGGCUGAUGCUUGAUGAAGAGCACCCAACACCGCCUUACGAUACCUACUACGACGAAAAUACUUACGUAUGCGGCACUAUCAAUGGUCACGCAGUUGUUGUUGGGACUUGUCCACCGGGAGGGACAGGUAAUGUCAACGCUGGGCGCUUAACGGGGCCCAUGUUCAAGACAUUUCCUAACAUUCGCAUGGCGGUGCUUGUGGGAGUUGGAGGCGGUAUCCCCCGCGAACAAGUACCUGAUGAUGCUCUGGAUGAUAUUCACCUUGGAGAUGUGGUUGUGGGAUGGCCUGGUGACGACGGACCUGCGUGUGUAUACCACAAGCGAGGGAAAGCCAAAGUUGACGGAAUAUUUCACAUGGUGGGCACACUGCAAAACCCAGACUGGAGACUUACCCAAGCACUUCGUAUCCUUGCUAGCGACCAUGAAAUGGGAAAAAACUUCUUUCGAUUCUCUCAUCAAGGUAGGAUUGCUACCGGCAACACAGUUAUCCAGGACCCCGAGCUACGUGAUAAGAUUAGAGCGCGAUGCAAUAGGGCCCUGUGUGUAGAGAUGGAAGCAGCAGGCGUUGACGCGAGUAGACGAUGCCUUGUUGUCCGUGGCAUCUCCAAUUACGCAGAUUCGCACAAAAACGACUUGUGGAGAUCGCAUGCAGCUGGUAAUGCGGCUGCACCUCGGUCCUUCGUCAGUCGGGGGAAACAGCUUGUCCUAAUAGAUACCCACAUAGCCUCGGAAGGCUGUUGUCGAUAUGCUGUUUACGGCCUAGGUGGUUGCGGGAAGACAGCUCUCGCUCUUGAGACAGCUUUUCGAACACGGGAGCAGCAACCUCAGCGUGCCGUGUUCUGGGUACCUGCGAUCAGCCAAGCAGGUUUUGAACAGGCAUAUCGAGAGAUAGGACUACUCCUUCGCAUAACUGGCAUUACAGAUGCUAAGGCCAAUGUCAAGACACUUGUCAAGGCAUGGCUGAGCGACGAAAGGAGCAACGAGGAUCGGCUGAUCGACUAUCUUCCAUACAGCCCAAAAGGCUCUCUCAUCUUUACAACCCGAGUCGUAGAGGCCGCACACGACCUAGCUGCAAACAACGUCAUAGAGCUGGGCAUACUCGACAGGGAAGAUGCUAAGGAGGUCUUGAGAACACGCUUGUUCAAAAAGUACCAACGCAUGGUUAAAGAUGAGGUAAUGGUUGACGAAUUUCUCAAUAUGCUCACUUGCCUUGCCCUUGCAAUCCAACAGGAGACUCAGCUUCCCAUUGAAGAGUUCCAAGACCAAGAAAGGUAUCUAGAAAUGAAAAAUCCCAUCGCAACAACUUGGUAUAUCUCAUUCAACCAAAUCACGUCACGCGACAAACUAGCAGCCGACUACCUGUCAUUCAUGGCAUGUACAGCGAAUAACGAUAUAUCAGAGUCAAUGCUACCGGCCGAAAGAUUGGAAAAGAUUGUGCCACGCAGCGAUUCCAAGACAAGGGAAGUCUGGACAACAUAUCUGCCUCAUGCCAAAUACGUCAUGGCUAUGUCUGAAACCUCAGAGCAGAAUUUGGGGUGGAGCCUGCUUGAGCGAAUAGGAAAAUGCGAAAUGAUUCUGGGACAAUACAGAGCGGCGGAGGAAACGUAUCGUCAGCUUGUGUUGAGAGCAGCUAAGGCGCUUGGCCAGGAGCAUCCACUUAUCGCAACGCUAAUAAAGAAAGUCUCGAGCAGUGAGCACCUAUACACUAUAGACAUCAUGAAUAGGUUAGCAGGAGUGCUACGGCAAUUAGACAGGUAUGAAGAGGCGGAAAAAAUGUCGCGAAAGUCACUAGAACUAGCAGAGAAAGUCUUUGGCAAGGAGCACCCACGUACUUUGGCUAGAAUGGGUAGCUUAGCAGUGGUGUUAGGAGAUAUGUGCAAAUACGACGAGGCGGAACGAAUAUACGUAGAAACGCUCGGGCUAGCGGUAAGGGUAUGGGGCAAAGAGCACUCGAAAACGCGGAACUGCUUGGAAAAUUUUAUCAACCACCUAAAUAGUUGGGAUGUUGUCCGCGUCCGCUGCUUGGGGACGACUGUUGCCGGCGCUGUACUGGCGCUUGGUCGGAAUAUUGUUCACGUCCGCUGCUUGGGGACGGCUGUUGCCAGCGCUGUAUUGCCGUUUUGUAGGAAUGUUGUCCACAUCCGCUGCUUGAGGGCGACUGUUGCCGGCACUGUAUUGACGCUUGAUCGGGAUGCUGUCUACGUCCGCUGCUUGAGGGCGACUAUUGCCGGCGCUGUACUGACGUUUGAUCGGGAUGUUGGAAUCCACAGCUUCAGUUCUACUAGUCAAUGGCUGAGUGGGCAUGGCCGCUGA
This is a messenger RNA of Bipolaris victoriae FI3, 2385 nucleotides long. RefSeq lists its product as hypothetical. Bases 1 to 2385 code for a protein of 794 amino acids. The transcript has 8 exons. Gene Ontology annotation, molecular function: catalytic activity; protein binding. The record is from RefSeq and is a predicted model, not a curated record. Gene Ontology annotation, biological process: nucleoside metabolic process. NCBI's taxonomy places the organism in Eukaryota, Fungi, Ascomycota, Dothideomycetes, Pleosporales, Pleosporaceae.